This is a messenger RNA of Anopheles merus, 927 nucleotides long. RefSeq names its product ADP-ribosylation factor-like protein 16. The transcript has 2 exons. The record is from RefSeq and is a predicted model, not a curated record. The coding region runs from base 38 to 844 and encodes 268 amino acids. Lineage: Eukaryota; Metazoa; Arthropoda; Insecta; Diptera; Culicidae. Gene Ontology annotation, molecular function: GTP binding; GTPase activity.
CAAAAACGGAGCGAGCCCUUGGUGCAACCGGGUAAGAAUGCUGGAAUUCAUUUUCACUGCACGCGCACAAUUACGCACGACAAUUGCUUUUCGAGAACACCACCACCCGGCAGAGAGCGAACUUUUACGUAAACAUUGUGGAGCUGUCAUAACGAACGUGCCCCCCUUCGGGAACGUUCAUCAGCCGCAGUGCCCGUCUGUCCAUGGCAACGGAAAACUAUCGAUCAAUCAGGAACGGAAACGUCGGUCCACAAAUUGCACAAAUAGGCAGAAAACGUUAUCCGUAGCCAUGUCUUACCUGUGCCUUGGUCCGAUGAGUGCUGGUAAAACGCUCCUGCUGACCUGCCUGCAGAAACCGGACUCGGUGAACUUUACCUCCCAUUCCGUUCCGAGCGUGGGCACGAACCUGUACACCAUCAAGAUACCGCCGAUCGUUAUCGACGAGAAGGAUGUGAACCAGAAGAUUCCUCCACCGGGAAAGCGCAAAGAGUUGGUGCAGGUGCGUGAAGUCGGCGGAUGUUUGGCGCCCAUCUGGCGCGACUAUUUGCUCAAUCCAGUGGAGAAGCUUAUCUAUGUGGUGGAUACUUCGAAUCUGUGCCAAAUAUCGGCCGCAGGUGUGCUGCUGUACUCCAUGCUAGCGGAACCGCGAUUGAAAAAGACGAAAUUUCUGCUCGUACUUUCAAAGAUGGAUCUUGCCUAUCGUCAGAUGCGUAACGAGGCGCUGCUCAUGCUGCAGAUGGAAAAAUUUCAAAAGCAGAUACCGCAGCACAUAACGAUCGUGCAGUUCAGUGCCAUUACGAAGGAAGGCAUCGACGAGGUGUACGACUGGUUGGCAAUGAAUUAAACCGGUUGCUUGUUGAAUCAAUGCAUAGAUCACAAUAAAUUUAUAUUUACGUUUUACUUCUCGCCAUUUGCUGCGACCGUUUC